GUGUAUUUGAAACUCAUGCGUUGUUAUAAAAAUGUGUAACUCGGAUCUGCUCAGCCCACCCCCUCGCACGUCCACAGCAUCCUGCUGAUGCAGAAGGGCUUCCACGGACGCUACCUGGCGUGAACCCACACAAAUAUGACGAUGUGAUUCAAUAACACCAGCUCUUGAUUUUUUCCUGCCAUCUGACCGAGACGUUGGGAUUUCCAAUUCCACGCAUGCCACAAACGCACCACCGUGCAGUAAAAGGUAAUCGCGGUUAAAAAAAAAAAAAAAAAAAGGUGUUGAGACUCGGAAGAAAGAAGCUUCUUUUCUCCCACAAGAGCUCGCUGGCUGGUGGUUGAGCUUCAGCACUCGGGUCGUGGAAGCAGAAAAGCACAGACAAAGAGAGUCAAGGAUGAGCGGCAAUCGAAGCGCUCUGUUGUUGGCGUCCUCGUAUGACGGGCAGGCCUACCUGCUGCCCCACGUGCACGAGUACAAAUGCGGCGGCGUGUCCGUCCAGCCCACCGUGGCCAUUUUGGGGUCAGGGGAUUUCUCCAAGGGUUUGACUCUCCGUCUGCUGCGCUGCGGCUUCCACGUGGUGGUCGGCAGUCGGCAUCCCCACCAAGCAGCCCGCGUCUUCCCUCACGUGGUGGACGUGACGCACCACGAGGACGCCGUCGGCAAGGCCAGCGUGGUCUUCUUGGCCAUCCGCCGAGAACACUACGCCGUUUUGUUGGACCUCAAGCAUUUACUGGAAGGAAAGAUAUUGGUGGAUGUGAGUAACAACCGUCGGAUGAACCAGUACCCAGAGUCCAAUGCCGAGUACCUGUCCUCCUUGCUGCCACACUCCAUCGUGGUGAAAGCCUUCAACGUCAUCUCAUCCUGGGCCAUGUUGCAGACCACACCCAAAGACGCCAGCACACAGGUGUUUGUGUGCAGCGACUCGGUGGAGGCUCGUCAUCAGAUCAUGGAGUUAGCUCGCCGGCUAACCUUCCAGCCGGUAGACAUGGGAACUCUUUCCUCCUCCCAGGACAUCGAGAACAUGCCGCUCCGCUUGUUCCCGGGCUGGAAGGGCCCCGUCCUCGCCGCCGUCACCCUCUCCAUCUUCUUCUUCGCAUACUCCUUUGUCCGAGACGUCGUCCACCCGUACCUCAAGCACAAGCAGAGCCACUUCUACAAGAUCCCCAUCGAGACGGUCAACAGGACGCUGCCCACCGUGGCCAUAACUCUCCUGGCGCUGGUCUACCUGGCGGGCCAGGUGGCGGCGGCGCACCAGCUCUACUACGGAACCAAGUACCGGCGUCUGCCCGGCUGGCUGCAGGGCUGGCUGCAGUGUCGCAAACAGUUAGGACUGCUCAGCUUUUUCUUCGCCUCGGUCCACGUUCUCUACAGUCUCUGUUUGCCCAUGAGAAGGUCUGAGAGGUACCUGCUGCUCAACACGGCUGUCCAACAGGUCCAUUCCAAUGUGGUGGAUUCCUGGAAUGAGGAGGAGGUGUGGAGAGUGGAGAUGUACGUCUCCUUUGGGGUCAUGGGUCUGGGACUCAUGUCUCUGCUGGCCGUCACUUCCAUUCCUUCUGUGCAGCAAACACUCAACUGGAGGGAGUUUGGCUUCAUUCAGUCCACCCUGGGUUACAUCGCUCUGCUGAUCGCCACCUUCCAUGGCUUCCUCUUCGGCUGGAAGCGAGCCUUCGAAGAGGACGCGUACCGCUUCUACAUGCCCCCGAGCUUCGUGCUGGCGCUGGCGCUGCCGUCGUGUGUCAUCGGGGGCAAGCUGGUCAUGCUGCUUCCGUGCGUGGCCCACAAGCUCCAUCGCAUCCGCCGCGGCCUCGAUCCCGGUCAGCCUCAGAGCAAAAACCCCAAGCCUGUCGGCUCAGCUCUCAACAUUUCACCGGAGCGAGUCACCAUUAUGUAACCUGCUUCAAUACGUAGGUGUGUUUGUUCAUUACUAGGUUUUGUUUUUUCAACAUAAAACUGCUUUAAAUCAUAUAAAUAUGAGGUAUAUAUCAGGGGUCUUAAACAGGGGGUCCGCAAUAAUAUAUAGUCUAAUAUAUUUUUUUAUGUUCCCCACAAUUUUCCCACAAAAUAAGUCUUAAAUGUCCACAUUGAUCCAACACCUGUUGUGUAGUUGUUGUUUUUUAAAAUUGCAUGUUGUGUAGUUUCUAAAUCAUUAUCAUUUUUAUGUUGUGUAGUUUAUAAAUCAUUAUUAUCGAUUCAAAUACGAAUCGAAUCGAAUACAUUGUGCGAUUCAGAAUCGAUUCCCAUUUAAAAAAAAUUUUUUUUUUUUUUAAAUAAAAAAAUAUAUAUAUUUUUUUUUUUAAUCAAUCCAACAGAACAAUACACAGCAAUACUAUAACAAUGCAAUCCAAUUCCAAACCAAACCUGACCCAGCAACACUCAGAACUGCAAUGAACAGAGCAAUUGAGAGGAGACACAAACACGACACAGAACAAACCAAAAGUAGUGAAACAAAAAUGAAUAUUAUCAACAACAGUAUCAAUAUUAGUUAUAAUUUCAGCAUAGCAGUGAUUAAAAAUCCCUCAUUGACAUUAUCAUUAGACAUUUAUAAAAAAUUUAAAAAAAAAGGAAUAGUGUCACAAUGGCUUACACUUGCAUCGCAUCUCAUAAGCUUGACAACAGACUGUGUCCAAUGUUUUCACAAAGAUAAAAUAAGUCAUAUUUUUGGUUCAUUUAAUAGUUAAAAAAAAUUUACAUUAUUGCAAUCAGUUGAUAAAACAUUGUCCUUUACAAUUAUAAAAGUUUUUUUUUUUAAUCUACUACUCUGCUAGCAUGUCAGCAGACUGGGGUAGAUCCUGCUGAAAUCCUAUGUAUUGAAUGAAUACAGAAUCGUUUUGAAUCGGAAAGAUAUCGUUUUUGAAUCGAGAAUCGAAUCGAAUCGAAAAAAAUCGAUAUAUUAUCGAAUCGUGACCCCAAGAAUCGAUAUUGAAUCGAAUCGUGGGACACCUGAAGAUUCACAGCCCUAUUACUUUAUGUUGUGUAGUUUAUAAAUCAUUAUUAGUUUUAUGUUGUGUAGUUCAUAAAUCAUUAUUUUUAUUUAAAGGUUAUCCAUCCAUCCAUUUUCUACCGCUUGUCCCUUUUAUUAUUGGUUGACGUGCAGUAUCAGUAGUUUCACUUUACAGUCAUCCACUUGUCUUUGUUGACAUAUUUCACUGGGAAGUAAAAGUGUUCCCAAACAGCUGACUUGAAUGAACCGCCUGUGUUUUUCGAGCUAUGGAUUCUCCUUGGCACUAUUGCUAGCCAUAAUUCCUGCGAGCCAAAGACUGAAAUAUUUGUUUAGUGAGUAGACGGCAUAAACACUUCCUGUCCAUGUGUAUAACAUGUCUGCUGGUGUAGUGUGUGCUCAACCAAUCAUCUGUGGACGUUCUACAUGAAGAAGUGGGAUUGGACAAAAAUGUACGGAUCCACAGCAAGUAUUCAAAGCAGAAGUUGCUUUUUUAUUUCUUCUCCUCGUGUUUGCACACCAUUGUUCAACCGUGUACUUGCACUGCUUGUGUGUCACACUGUCUUGUACAAGUCUAACAAAGUGUUCAAAACUAUUUCAAAAGUC
Molecule: messenger RNA, 3544 nt
Organism: Nerophis ophidion (straightnose pipefish)
Lineage: Eukaryota; Metazoa; Chordata; Actinopteri; Syngnathiformes; Syngnathidae
Gene: steap2
Product: STEAP family member 2, metalloreductase
Exons: 6
Coding region: 395-1891 (498 amino acids)
Biological process (GO): copper ion import
Cellular component (GO): plasma membrane; endosome
Molecular function (GO): cupric reductase (NADH) activity; ferric-chelate reductase (NADPH) activity
Source: RefSeq, a predicted model, not a curated record